CUGGAGGAAUCAACGGAACAUUGCAUUUGGCGCGCUUCUAAAGCAAAUGGCCUUGUUCCUGUCUGGACACGCUCGCUAACAGUGAAUAGUGGUUCGCGUGUUUUCGUUGGGCGUGUCUUGUCAUAGUUUAUUUGGAAGUCGUUUUGCGAUUGCAAGUUGAGAAGACGCAAUGGAGAACCGCCUGACUGCUGGCGCGGUAGAGCGUAUUCUCAAUAAUCAGCAAGUUGACAAGCCCGUACUGCAAGUUUUGAACUUCAAACCCAUUAGCAGCAACACAGCCGAUAGGUACCGGCUGCUGCUGUCGGAUGGAGUGCAGUGCCACACAUAUGCCAUGCUGGGCACGCAGCUCAACGGCAUGAUCAACAACAACGAGAUUGACAAAUUUGCUGUGGUGCAGUUGGACAAGUAUAUGUGCAACGUUGUCAGUCCUGACAAGAAAGUUCUGAUUGUGUUGGACUUGACUGUGGUAGCCAAAGGGUCAACAGUGGGCUGCAGGCUGGGGAGCCCUGUAAUACCAACGUCGUCCUCCUCUGGUGCUGCCCAGCCUACAGAUGGAGGAGCCAGCAAGCCACCGUUCCAGCCGAAUGGAGGAAAUGCUCCACCUUCAGCAGCACCAUCAUUUGGAAAUCGAGCGUACCCCGCUUCUACCAGUGAUGUCGUAGUUGUCCCCAUUGCCAGCCUUACACCAUAUCAGAACAGGUGGACCAUCAGAGCGCGCAUCACAAACAAGUCCAACAUUCGUACGUGGAGCAACUCCAAGGGUGAAGGGAAGCUCUUUUCAAUGGACCUUCUGGAUGAGAGUGGGGAGAUGCGUGCCACGGCCUUCAAUGCGGAAUGUGACCGCUUCUACGACGUUAUUGAAGUGAACAAGGUGUACUACAUUUCAAGAGCCGUUAUCAAGAACGUCAAAAAAGGCUACUCGUUUUCGUCUAUCAAGAACGACUUCGAGAUGUCACUCAUUCCAGAGACAACUAUUACACCAUGCGAUGACGUUACUCCAAACAUCCCUACACUGCAGUUCAACUUUGUGCCCAUUGCGCGUCUUCAGGAAGUAAGCAAGGACAGUGUCAUUGAUGUCAUUGGAGUCUGCAAGUCGGCAGGUGACGUACAGACAGUGACACGUCGCACCACCAAUCAGGAGCUCAAGAAGCGGGAUGUAAACCUGGUGGAUCGAAGCGGCACUGAGGUGUCCCUCACACUUUGGGGAGAUCAGGCAGAAAAGUUUGACGGCUCUGACAACCCUGUCGUGGCUGUUAAGGGAGCACGUGUAUCUGACUUCAGCGGUGUAUCCCUCUCCCUGAUCAGCUCAAGCAUGCUGCAAGUGAACCCAGACAUUCCAGAGUCCCAUGCCCUGAUGGGUUGGUAUAGCAGAGAGGGAACACUCCUGCAGACACGCUCCCUUUCCACACAGAGAGGCGGACCAAUGGGAGGCAACUCAAACUGGAAGUCGAUAGCGCAGGCGAAGGCAGAAGGUCUGGGCCAAGGCGACAAACCGGACUACUACAGCGUUAAGGCAUGCGUGUCAAUCAUCCGCAAGGAGAAUUGCCUCUACAAGGCCUGUCCAAGUGAGAAUUGCAACAAGAAGGUGGUCGACCUGCAGACUGGAUAUUACCGCUGUGAAAAGUGUGCCCAGGAGACCAUGGAAUUCAAGUGGAGGCUUCUCGUCUCGGCAAAUUUGACAGACUUCAGUGAUGGCCAGUGGGUAACCUGUUUUGGCAAGGAGGCUGAGACACUUAUUGGGGCUUCUGCAGAGGACUUGGGCGAGAUGUACUCAAAUUCCAGCAAGGAGGACAGUAGAUACGAAGACAUCCUUAAUGAUGUCCCCUUCAAGCCUUUCAUCUUCCGGCUUCGCACCAAAAUGGAGGUCUACAAUGAUGAAAGCCGGUUGAAGACUUCCGUGAUGUCCGUUUCCCCGGUCGACUAUGUUGAAUAUACAAAAAAGCUGCUCAAGGACAUUGCUGAACUGCAGAAAAACUUGUGAUCUCUUGGUAGGAAACCAAAGAACAGCUGAAGGAAGUUGCUUUCAAGAUCUGCACUGUGCAGUAUUAGCAGAUCAGUGCUAAAUUAAGAAGUUGAGCUAUACUCAGUAAUCAUGCCAGCACAAUAAAC
This is a messenger RNA of Rhipicephalus sanguineus (brown dog tick), 2109 nucleotides long. RefSeq names its product replication protein A 70 kDa DNA-binding subunit. The record is from RefSeq and is a predicted model, not a curated record. NCBI's taxonomy places the organism in Eukaryota, Metazoa, Arthropoda, Arachnida, Ixodida, Ixodidae. Gene Ontology annotation, molecular function: damaged DNA binding; single-stranded telomeric DNA binding. The transcript is spliced from 16 exons. Gene Ontology annotation, biological process: meiotic cell cycle; double-strand break repair via homologous recombination; nucleotide-excision repair. Gene Ontology annotation, cellular component: DNA replication factor A complex; nucleus. The coding region runs from base 170 to 1981 and encodes 603 amino acids.